Colletotrichum siamense is the source of this 159-nucleotide messenger RNA. It is a transcript of the gene linC, whose product is annotated as 2,5-dichloro-2,5-cyclohexadiene-1,4-diol dehydrogenase. The record is from RefSeq and is a predicted model, not a curated record. Lineage: Eukaryota; Fungi; Ascomycota; Sordariomycetes; Glomerellales; Glomerellaceae. The transcript is spliced from 2 exons. Bases 1 to 159 code for a protein of 52 amino acids.
AUGAAGAUCAAAGGCCGUACUUUCAUUGUCACGGGGGGGGCCUCCGGCCUUGGUCGCGGUUGCGUGGAUAUGAUCAUCCUUCAAGGGGGCAACGCUGCGGUCAUCGACAUCAACAGCAAUCUCGGCACGCAGCGACUACGGAACUUGGACCUUCGAUAA